AUGGCGAUUCCCAAAGAUAACGAGCCGGUGCUCAAGCUCCCUCACCCCUACCUUACACCCUACUUCCUCGUUAAAUCCUCGAAGCAAUCCGAGAACUCAACACCACUUCUGCAAGUCCAGCCCAAGUCCUCCGGCAAUGGAAAGCCACUGCCGGAGCCCCUUCACAGCGCCUCGCUCUUCUUCACCGAGCCCAUAGAUCUGAAGUCGAGCGAGCGCCCUCCCGAGUCCAACAACACGCCCUGGGGCCGCGCCCGCCGCGCUCCCUCCUCGAGCUUCACUUGGGAAGAGGGCACUCCGACCCCUACGCUAGGUCAGGCAUGGCUCCUCGUCUACGUCCUCUUGACCAUCCGCCCGCAAAUGGAGGUGUUCCGCCUGACCCUCUCGGGUCCGGGCAAGGAGUCCCUCGCGCGCCAAUUGAAAUCCGUGCUUCUAGCCAUCGACCACCCCAUAGCCUCUGGCCUGACUGAUGAGUUGGUCAUCCUCCGCAGCACCUUCUGGCAAGGUGCGGGGUCACCCUUCGGGCCCCGCUCCGCCUGGAUCCCCGAGGAUUCGGCCUCGGAGCUGCCCAAGCCCCUGUCCGCGUACCCGCUCGCGCCGUACGAUAAUAACCUCACCAGCGAGCCGGCGUCAAGCAUCCUGGCCUUCCACCCGCGCCGUCCGUCUAAGCCGAGGCCGGGAGCCAUGAUUUACAGUCGGUAUAUCCCGCACUUGGGCGAGAACUUCAGCAUGGUGGCGCUGGACUUCCAGAAUGAGGAGCACUUGGGCUUGUUCCACACGUGGCAGAACGACCCGCGCGUGUCACAGGGCUGGAAUGAGACGGGGACCCUUGAGCAACACCGCGAGUACCUCCGCAAGAUGGACGCGGAUCCGCAUCAAUUCGCUGUGCUAGCUAAGUUUGAGGAUACCUUCUUUGCGUAUUUUGAGGUGUACUGGGCAAAGGAGGACCGAUUGGGUGCGUACUACAGCGCUGGCGACUUCGACCGCGGGCGUCACUCUCUGGUUGGCGACAUCCGCUUCCGUGGCCCGCACCGCGUGUCGGCUUGGUGGUCGAGUCUUAUGCACUACCUGUACCUGGACGACCCGCGGACUAUGUACGUGGUAGGUGAGCCCAAGUUCACCAAUAGCUCCGUGCUAGCGUACGACUUCAUCCACGGCUUCGGAAUUGACAAGUUCGUCGACCUGCCGCACAAGCGAUCUGGUUUCAUGAGGUGUUCGAGAGAGCGCUUCUUCCAGCUUUCGCCCCUGGCUGAGAACGAGAAGGUGGUUGGUGGCACCUUGGUGGGGUUGCUGCCGAAAUUGUAG
Molecule: messenger RNA, 1302 nt
Organism: Pseudomassariella vexata
Lineage: Eukaryota; Fungi; Ascomycota; Sordariomycetes; Amphisphaeriales; Pseudomassariaceae
Product: acyl-CoA N-acyltransferase
Exons: 2
Coding region: 1-1302 (433 amino acids)
Biological process (GO): siderophore biosynthetic process
Source: RefSeq, a predicted model, not a curated record